UAUCUAUCGUCCAUGUUUGUUCAGUUAACAAACAGCUCUUUUGACUUUUAUUCAAGGCUUUGUCAAUCAAUCAAAAGCGCACAUUUACGCGCACAAAAGAACGACGUGUUAAAAUAUUCAAGCAUUGCAUGAACAGAGUAAACUUUGGCUUCGAUUCGUUUCCGAGGCAUUCUUGAAGCAUUAAUCACUAGAUGUGAGGGGUUGACGAUUUUUGAGCUGCGCGCAAACAAAGCGAAACUUGGCGCAUCUUCGAGGUUCUUUCCAGGGCCUGUACAAACGGGUAUAAGAGACCUUUCCUUGUAUUAGCGUGUUAGGAAGGUUGGUUGCCUCAGGCUGAACAAAAUAUGAAAUUCGAAGAGGUUUACGAGAUAAAGGAACUUAUCGGCAAAGGAUCGUUCGCUGAAGUUAAGAAGUGUGUGAAUCGAAAAACGUCGCAGCUGUUUGCGGUCAAGGAAAUUCACUACGAGGAUGCAGAACAUAGAGAAAAAGUAGAAAAUGAAUCCGAGAUCUUAGAACGACUCGAUCAUGUGAGUAUAGUUCGUCUUGAGGAAGUAUUUUACGCAGAAGGUAAAGUCCUCAUGGUACUUGAGUAUCUUCCUGGCGGGGACCUCUUUGAUGGCCUGGUGUCGAGACCUUUCUACAGUGAAAAGGACGCAUGCGCCUGUGCACAUCAGAUCAUUACUGCGUUGAACUAUCUGUCAAGGAAAGGAAUCAUUCACAGGGAUUUAAAACCAGAGAAUCUUUUGUUGGCAGAGAGACCAACAGUAGACCGUCCGCCAAUUAUAAAACUCACGGAUUUUGGAAUCGCAAAGUCUAUCGAAGAUGGAAGACAAGUGGUUGAGUGUCAUGGCAGUGGUUCACCAAUGUACUUAGCACCGGAGACAGUGUUAGAGAGACCUGUAAGCUGCGCCGUGGACAUUUGGGCCUGCGGUGUUAUCCUUUAUCUGUUACUUGUUGGAUAUCCUCCAUUCUGGAACCAGAGGGUAGAGAUUCUACUUUUAAGCGUUUUACAAGGAAACUACUCGUUCCCUUCCCCAUACUGGGAUUCAGUAUCAGAUUCAGCCAAGGAUCUCAUCAAGAAAAUGUUGAUCGUGAAUCCUGAACAAAGAAUAACGGCUUCUCAAGCUUUGCGCCACGAGUGGAUAUCUAAAGGAGAUGUCAUCCCCUCCCUCCACAAGCAAACAACGUUUGUUCGACUCACAGCCUUUAACGCGAGAAGAAAACUCAAGGGAGUAGUGUUGGGGCUUAUCGCUAGGAAUAGGCUCACCUUCACACCCGGCCAAGAAAACAUAGUUCGUCUGACGCGGAAGGAUUCCUAUACACCGGACCCAGAAUUAGAACAUGAAGUGCAAGAAAUUCUAUCACACAAAGAACACGAGGAAGAAAAGAGACUUGAAAAAAUCGACGAAGACGUCAAUGGACUUGGCAGCGAUUUAGCCAAAACACCGAAGGAAUAUCACCUCACUGACUUAAAACCCAAAAGAUCAAGAGCUUUUAGGAGUUCAGUUUAUAUUAAAGUAAAGACUGGAGAAGGAAAGGCAAGAGACAGAGUAGGCAAAAAAAUACCAAACGAUGACAGCUAGUUUUAAUAUUCUGGAUAAAAGUAAAAAUAUUUUAUUUUAUCAUUAUAAACUCCUGAUGUUGAAUCGUAAAGGCCUUUUACGCGGGGUAUGUAUGUCUUCUUGAGGACUUUCCUUGAAAAGCUCACGUCAAAGUUAGCUACACUCACUCAACAACUCAGUAGUAUUGUAACUUGGAAAUAUCAAUUACGCAAUCCUUUUGAGCUAUAUACCGUGAAAACCGAGACUGUCCCAUGUGAUUACUUAAUAAGUUGGGAAGAAGCACAAACUGCUCCCUUAACGAGGCUGCUCCCUCAUUAACCCGAACGCCCUGAAGCGACUCGUGACAACCCCUCAAGCGGUGUUAGAUAAGUCGAUAGAAGCCGAGAGAAUUAAAGCAUUCUCUUUGCAUUGGUAUGAUCCAGUGAAUACCAUAUAACUUAUUUAUAUUGACAGUUUUGUUUUCAGCUAUAUUUCGGCCAUAUUAGGCCUUCCUCCGACCAAUAAAACUUGCCUACUCUGCCAUCAUAAUGAAACGGGGAAAUAUUUUGCCCUCAAGUAUGACGAGCAACCCCUAACAACUCGUUUCAUGCCAUUACCACCAUAUUUUAUUGAGCGGCCAACGACUCGAGGCUCUGCUACUAGCUUCUCUAAUAUCAGGCGUGCUCGUUCGUUUAGUUUUUGCAUUAUUCCUCGCGGACUUUAGGGCAAAAGAGAGACAACAAAAUACCGCUUGUACCCUUAUCUAAUGAUAUUUAGCAUUAUUCAAUGGCUGACUAUUGGCAAAUGCAGUCAAAAAGUGUUUUGCCAAGACUUGUUUUUAACAAUGAUAUAGAUUGAAUUUACUUUAAAAAAAUUGCUUUAUCUUGCCUUGACAUUUAUUUCAAACUAACUUAUUUUAAUGAGAAGCUUCAAAGUUAGAUGUUCAAUAUUUUUGGUUUAAAAAUUUAUUAAAUAGAAGAUAUAUUUA
Messenger RNA from Orbicella faveolata, 2529 nucleotides. RefSeq names its product calcium/calmodulin-dependent protein kinase type II subunit gamma-like. Gene Ontology annotation, molecular function: protein kinase activity; ATP binding. Lineage: Eukaryota; Metazoa; Cnidaria; Anthozoa; Scleractinia; Merulinidae. Gene Ontology annotation, biological process: protein phosphorylation. The record is from RefSeq and is a predicted model, not a curated record.